AUCACUCCAAAAUGCAACAAACAAAGAGUCAAAGACAAUAGAAAUACCAGUAUACUACAAAUGGUCCCUUAAAAUAGAAGAAAAAAAAAUACUACAUAUGGUUAUACUGAUCAUACACCAUUAAAUCUAAUGGCAUCAUUUUCAUUCAAUUUCACAUUAUGUCCGCGUAAAUUUAAUGCACCUAGCUACCAAAAAUAUCCUCAACCAUACAUAAAAUCCUUAAAUCUUAGGCCCAUUUCUCUUACACUUCCACCACUACAUAUAGAUUUCCUCAUCUCACAAUCUCUUCAUCCAAUCCAUCUCUCUCACUCUCUCUUAUUACCCCAUUAGCCAUUAUCAAUAUUUUGUAACAUUUUCUUGCUUCAAAUUUUCAAUGGCAUUUAGGGACCUCUCUAUGAUGAAUAUAGGGAUAGUUGUUUUGGUUUUAACUCUGUGGAGUGGAAUUGGCAAUGCACAACAAGUACCUUGUUAUUUUAUUUUUGGGGACUCUUUGGUGGAUAAUGGUAACAAUAACCAACUCACUUCAAUAGCUAAAGCUAAUUAUUUUCCUUAUGGAAUUGACUUUCCUCAAGGACCAACUGGAAGAUUUUCAAAUGGCAAAACUGCUGUUGAUGUUAUCGCUGAACAAUUGGGAUUCAAUGGUUACAUACCUUCCUAUGCCAAUGCUAGGGGCAGAAGCAUACUCCAAGGAGUCAAUUAUGCUUCAGCAGCUGCUGGAAUCAGAGAGGAAACAGGACAACAAUUGGGACAAAGAAUUAGUUUUAGAGGGCAGGUUCAAAAUUACCAAAGGACAGUGUCCCAAUUGGUUAAUUAUUUUGGAGAUGAGGCCACUACUGCAAAUUAUCUUAGUAAAUGCAUUUAUACAAUUGGAAUGGGUAGCAAUGAUUAUCUUAACAACUAUUUCAUGCCUCAAAUUUAUUCUAGUAGUAGACAAUACACACCUCAACAGUAUGCUAAUGUUCUUCUUCAAGCAUAUGCUCAGCAGCUCAGGAUUCUAUACAACUAUGGGGCAAGAAAAAUGGCAUUAUUUGGGGUGGGUCAAAUAGGUUGCAGCCCAAAUGAAUUGGCCACAAACAGCCCAGAUGGUAGAACUUGUGUAUCAAGAAUCAAUUCUGCAAAUCAAUUAUUCAACAAUGGAUUAAAAUCUCUUGUGGAUCAACUCAAUAACCAAUUUCCUGAUGCAAGAUUCAUCUAUGUAAAUGUCUAUGGUAUCUUUCAAGAAAUCAUAAGCAACCCAUCAGCCUUUGGUUUUAGAGUUACAAAUGCAGGAUGUUGUGGUAUAGGAAGGAACAAUGGUCAAAUUACAUGUCUGCCGGGACAAAAUCCAUGUAGGGAUAGAAAUGGGUACCUAUUUUGGGAUGCAUUUCAUCCAACUGAGGCUGGAAAUACUGUUAUUGGUAGGAGAGCUUACAAUGCUCAAUCUGCAUCAGAUGCUUACCCUAUCGAUAUCAAUCGCUUAGCUCAAAUCUAAAGAGUUUUGUUUUGGGUCAAGUAGCCCGAGAUCGAACUAUAAUAUCCGAAUAUUACAAUAUUUUUAUUAAUUGAGUUAUGUUUACGGAUAUAAGAGUGUUUUUUUUUUUGGGUUACAUUAAGAAGUAUUUAGUGGUGCUAAUAAGUUGUGCCACAACUAUUGUCAUAAUAUGUAUUGUUCAUGUACGAAGGCAUCUAAAAUAUGUCUUAUCUUUCUUUUUUUUUUCAAAGGUUAAGUUUAAUUUGUCUUUAACAACAUUUUGUAAUAGUAUUUGAUUUAGUGUUUGAUUAUAGUGAAUACUAUUUAACGGUUGGUGACAUUUCCAAA
Trifolium pratense (red clover) is the source of this 1798-nucleotide messenger RNA. Its product is annotated as GDSL esterase/lipase At1g29670-like. Lineage: Eukaryota; Viridiplantae; Streptophyta; Magnoliopsida; Fabales; Fabaceae. The transcript has 5 exons. The coding region runs from base 374 to 1471 and encodes 365 amino acids. Gene Ontology annotation, molecular function: hydrolase activity, acting on ester bonds. The record is from RefSeq and is a predicted model, not a curated record.